UCCCCCAACAUUGCUCUUUUUUCGCUUCAUGUCGAUUGUAGUUGUAUACCAGAAGUGCCUAUAGUUAUUACCAGCUUCCAUAACAGGAUUCGAUACAUCAUCAGAGAUUCUCAUGGCAUCUAUAACUUCAAUGGGUCCAGAUACCCCGAUGGAUUUGUCAAAGGCCAGUCCUAGUCAACCUACCCCAAGCAAACCCCGAUUUCAACGAUGGUACCUAGAAGAAACGACAGGUCAGCCCAGGGUGGUUGGCACCGAAAGGGCAGAGAGCUCCGUAAUGGUUAAUAGCAACGAGGAGUGGAAGUGCUCACUAAAGCAGAAAGGUGAAAUGCUGGAAGGGUGGUACUGGGUUACUCUGAGUGUUACAUUUGACCAGAUCCAAGUCGACAAUCUGGAUAGUAUGACAUUCAGUGUCCUCCAGGCAGACGAAAAUCAUAUCUCGUAUGACCAGGUCUGGUCAUCCACGACUGUACUCGACAACAACGAGAUUCGCAAUAUCCCCCGAGAAAAAAACAGGCGGCUGAGACUUCUUCGGCAGGUUUAUAUUAAACCAAUGGACCCCACAGGAUACGUCGAGAUCACAAUCUCUUUCGGAACCGGGGCUACAGGAUCUUUUGAGGUUCAUUACGUUGAGAUUGAGGAAGGUGGUAUUCAGCCCACAGGUCAGUGCAUUUCCAACAAUCACCGUCCAUUUUGUUGGUCCAAAAAGUCAGUGGAGAUUAUAACCUAAUUCCCGUUCAACUCGGCGAUGUCGGUGUAGAUCAUAUCCUGUACGGAUUUGGAAAACCACAGCAUGCGAUCAUCAUGGAAAACCCCGAGGAGCGAUCAUACAUUUACUAUUUCCAACUCUCGAGCUCAGGGACCCACGUCUUAACGCUGACACCCUCGCUGAAUCCGCUUCAGUUGCGUCUCGAAGUCUGGGAUCUCCGUACGCCCGACAAGGCGAUCCCCUGCAACAGCAGCAACGGCAAUGGGCAACCUGAGCUCCACACCCGACCAUUUGCUCGUGCUUGUUUCCCCCUGGUCACGGAGGAAGAACACGAUCCCCCCGAAUACUACUCGAUCUCGAUCUCGCAUUCAGGGUUGCAGGUGACCUUGG
Gamsiella multidivaricata is the source of this 1096-nucleotide messenger RNA. RefSeq lists its product as uncharacterized. Bases 113 to 727 code for a protein of 204 amino acids. The record is from RefSeq and is a predicted model, not a curated record. The transcript has 6 exons. NCBI's taxonomy places the organism in Eukaryota, Fungi, Mortierellomycota, Mortierellomycetes, Mortierellales, Mortierellaceae.